Molecule: messenger RNA, 1431 nt
Organism: Hippocampus zosterae (dwarf seahorse)
Lineage: Eukaryota; Metazoa; Chordata; Actinopteri; Syngnathiformes; Syngnathidae
Product: histidine--tRNA ligase, cytoplasmic-like
Exons: 1
Biological process (GO): mitochondrial translation; histidyl-tRNA aminoacylation
Cellular component (GO): mitochondrion; cytoplasm
Molecular function (GO): histidine-tRNA ligase activity; ATP binding
Source: RefSeq, a predicted model, not a curated record
AUGUUCGACCCUUUCCGCCUCGCCGCCAAGGCCCGUUUCUGCUCCUGGCAGGCCCCUCCGCCUGACAAGCCCUUGAUCCUCAAGUGUGCCAAGGGCGCCCGCGACUUGGGCCCCCGGGAGAGCGCUGUGCGGAGGACAGCUAUCAACAAGAUCGUCGAGGUGUUCGAGCAGCACGGCGGGGUGGAGCUCGACACCCCUGUCUUCGAACUGACCGAACUGCUGGUCGGCAAGUACGGGGCGGGCUCCAAACUGAUCUACGACCUGGCGGACCAAGGCGGGGAGCAGCUGUCCCUGCGGUACGACCUGACCGUGCCCUUCAGCCGCUACAUGGCCAGCAACGCAGUCAAGAAGAUGAAGCGCUACCAGGUCGGCAAGGUCUAUCGCCGUGACAAUCCGGUCAUGACCAAGGGCCGGUUCAGGGAGUUCUACCAGUGCGACUUUGACAUCGCUGGGGAGUACGACCCCAUGCUGCCCGAGGCCGAGGUCCUAAAGAUCGUACAUGACGUGCUGACUCGGCUGGGCCUUGGCGCCUUUGCUAUCCGGGUCAACUCCAGGGCGAUCCUGGACAGCAUGGUCGCACGGGCAGGUAUCCCGGCUGAGAUGUUCAAGACCACCUGCUCCUCGCUUGACAAGCUCGACAAGGUCAGCUGGGCCGAGGUCCGCAAAGAGCUGGUCUAGGAAAAGCACAUCGCUGCUGAAGCCGCGGAUGCCCUUGGCAAGCUAGUAACGCAUCGGGGGAGGAUCGCAGAAAUCGUGCAGCGGCUGCUCGAGCUGAAAGCCUUGCCAGGGGCCGAGCCUGCACUCGAAGGGUUUAUGCUUCUGGAUAAGUAUCUGGAGGCCUUUGGGCUGCAGGAGCAGGUACAGAUGGACCUGUCCUUGGCCCGCGGACUAGACUACUACACUGGGCUGAUCUUCGAGGCGAAUUUCUUGGGCGAGUUGUAAGAACUGGGGUCGGUGGCAGCAGGUGGGCGGUAUGACCGGUUGAUCGGCUAGCUUUCGGGGGGACAGCAUAUCCCUGCAGUAGGAGGGUCAAUCGGUAUCGAGCGCAUCUUCGCGGCGCUCGAGCGCGGGGCAGCCCACAACAAGUCGAACAAGUGCAUGGUGCUGGUAGCCUCUGUGGGGAAGGGACUGGCAGUUGAGCGCAUCAAGGUGCUGACCUGGCUCUGGCAGAAGGGGGUAAAGGCCGAGCAGCUGCUGGUGGACAGUCCCAAACCUCAAAAGCAGCUAAGCCACGCCUUUGACGAGCUUAUCCCCAUGAUCCUCUGGAUUGGCGAAGACGAGGUACGCACAGGGGUCUUCAGUCUCAAGGUGCUCUACAAGGGGACGGAGUUGAAAGCUCCCCUCGCCGAACUGUUGCCGCGCAUCCGGGCCGAGCAGGAGGAGUUCGAGGCCCUGGCCGCGAAGGGACCGGUGGUGUUCAAGAAGAAAUGA